AAUCUGAGGCAAGGAGAAUCGUCCUGGAGUUAGCAAAAUUUACUCGAUACUUAGACCACUUAUCCCUUUAUAAAUGAUCCCCAUCACUCCCCCGCUUUUCAUUACUGCCUGAUCUAGCUCCCAUCCCAAGCAAUCCCACCACAAAAAUGGAGCACCCCAGAUUCGUAAUCGAUGCAUCCGAAGCUGAAUCUAUGGCCAAACAAUUAGGCCUUACGGUCCUCCAGCUCCUCCCUACCUUAGUUAAGGAGGCCCGCUCCUUGGCCCGCCCCCCCAUAUCCAGCUACUACGUCGGUGCCGUCGGCCUUGGAUCCUCCGGCCGCAUCUUCUUUGGAUCCAAUCUCGAGUUCCCAGGCCUCCCUCUCCACCACUCCGUUCACGCCGAACAAUUCCUCAUCACCAAUCUUACACUCAAUGCUGAAUCCGGUCUCAACUACGUGGCCGUCUCCGCCGCUCCAUGUGGCCACUGCCGUCAGUUUUUCCAGGAAAUUCGCAACGCCCCCGAUAUCAAGAUCCUCAUCACAGACGAUAGUAACAGGAAUAAUUGCGGUGGUGUGGCUGAGAAUAGUGGAGACGCUAAAUUUGAGUCUUUGUCCCACUUUCUACCGCACAGAUUCGGGCCAGACGAUCUGUUGGAUAAGAAUGUUCCUUUAGCUUUAGAACCACAUCAUAAUCACUUGUCCUUACUCAGCGAUUUUAAUAGCAACAUCCCAAAUGGUAUUACUAGUCGUGUUUGCGAUGAUUUGAAAUAUGAAGCUUUAGAGGCCGCUAACAAAUCUCAUGCCCCAUAUAGUGAUUGCCCAUCUGGGGUGGCGUUGAUGGAUUGUGAGGGGAAGGUCUAUAAGGGGUCUUACAUGGAGUCUGCUGCUCAUAAUCCGAGCCUGGGGCCUGUACAGGCGGCUCUUGUGGCAUAUGUAGUAGGCGGAGGUGGUAGUGGGUAUGAGAAGAUUGUGGCUGCUGUGUUGGUGGAGAAAGAAGGGGCUAUGGUGAGACAGGGGUACACGGCAAGGUUGCUUUUGCAGAUGAUUUCUCCUAAGUGCGAGUUUAAGGUGAUCCAUUGCGGUUUGAAGUCUCGUUGAAUCAUCUUAUCGCCACCGAUAACGUUGUGUUUAUACUAUCCGCACUGUCUCGCCAAUUAUUGGCCAUGAAAGAUGGAAAUGAAUUAAUCAAUCACUCAUCAGGUUUCAUGUUCUUCCACUUGGUGCCUGCAUAUUAGCGUGCAUACUGUACACAAAAUUUGUUUUAGUUUAAAAUAAUUCUUUGUUCUUAUUGCGUGAGAAAGUAAAAUUGUGAUGGUAAAGAUUGUUUCAUCCAUCAAUGAACAAGGAAAUUUGAUUGGUUAUUGAAUAAA
Manihot esculenta (cassava) is the source of this 1348-nucleotide messenger RNA. RefSeq names its product cytidine deaminase 1. The coding region runs from base 147 to 1076 and encodes 309 amino acids. Gene Ontology annotation, molecular function: cytidine deaminase activity; zinc ion binding. The record is from RefSeq and is a predicted model, not a curated record. The transcript has a single exon. Gene Ontology annotation, cellular component: cytosol. Lineage: Eukaryota; Viridiplantae; Streptophyta; Magnoliopsida; Malpighiales; Euphorbiaceae.